UUCCAAAAUCCAAAAACAGAGUCUCCAUAAAUCUCUCACGUACAUCUUCAAAACCGAAGCAAAAUCGCGAUUUGUAAGAGUUCUCCGCUCGCACGCGACCAAAUUUUCAAUUGUCGUCAAAAAAAUCCCCACCCGUUUUCUUCAAUUCGACAGGAUGGCGGAGGUGGAGCAGCCGGAGUCGCCGCCGCGGCCGUUUCCCACGAGGUCGCCGGAGUUUCCGCGUGAUCAAUUCCACGGAGAUCGUUUCUCGCGCAAUUACAACGGUGAAUCGUCGUUGAACAAUGGCGCCUCCACUGCGAAUGCAGACGAUCCCAAGUCGUGCUUUAUAGCUUCGACCGCGUUCUCGUUUUUUGUAGCCAUAACUAUGGCAUUUGGACUGUAUUCUCCCGAGACUCUGCGUCUUGGACCUAAUGCAUCAAUACUGAUACAGCCCAAUCGCUUAUUCGUGGAGUCCAUAGAGGUGGUAGAAGUUGGUGCAGCUAAAGGUUCAAUGCUGUUUGGAUUUUAUAAAACUCCUCCCCUUGAUGCUACGACUACAUGGCAGGAGACUCACAAGAUCUCUCUGCCUUCAAGUACUCACAAGGAAUGGGUGCAUUAUUUGAAUGAAGGGUCUCAAAUAAACAUAUCUUAUAGUGUUUCCUCUUGGGGCUUAUCUUCUAUUGGUCUUGUAAUUGCUGAAGGGAAUGCUGAACUUGCUGAGUGGCUUAAGGAACCAUCAUAUCCAGAUACAACCUUUUCAUGGAAUAUAAUUCAUGGAAAUGGCUCAAUUCAGAAGGAUAUCUUGAAAUCUUCAAUGUACUAUAUUGGAGUUGGUAACUUGAAUCCAGAAAUUUUCACGGUUCAUUUGAACAUGUCAAUAAAGGCUUCUUUGUACAACACAGCAGAACCAUAUUACCAUUGUAGACCUGCAGAGGGCAAAUGCACUUUCCCGCUGUUUUUCAUGGGCGCAAAUGCAGCUGUUCUUACCACUCCUGGUCGAGUGCCUGGUUUGGUCAGUGAUAAUUGUUAUGUCAAACUUUCAUAUGGACCUCGAUGGAUGGCAUAUGUCGUUGGAGCAGGUGGGAUGAUUCUUCUUAUGCUACUCUUUAACUACUUCACGAACCACUUCCGGCGCACCGAACAAGACAUGCCUUGCGAUCAGCCUGGGGGCAUUGGAUCUGAGAGAAACCCUUUGCUUUCACAGAAAGAUGAUAACACCUCUGGCUCAGAUGAUGAAGAUGACGCUCAAACUGGGCUAGAACCAAACCCAGUUAAAGAUGAUGAAAAUAGCCGCCAUUUUUGUGCAAUUUGCUUUGAAGCUCCCAAGGAUUCUUUCUUUAUUCCAUGCGGACACUGCGUGGCAUGUUUUGGAUGUGCAAAUAGAAUAGUGGAAACUACAGCAACCUGCCCUAUUUGCCGGCGGAAGACCAAGAAGGCGAAAAAAAUAUACACUGUUUGAGCAGCGCGGAGGCUCUGUUGUGGUUAUACACUACAUUUUGAGUAGCAUUCUGUAUUAUAUCAGAUUCUUUCUGAAAGUAGAAAAUCCAUGAGCUUCUCUCCCUUCUUAAUUUGUUGCAUUCUGCUCUAUCUUGAUUUUGAGGAAGGUUUUCUAUUGUACAUGAACUAACUCUUUUCAAGAAUACGUAAAUAUCAAGGUCUUAAUAUUUGU
Messenger RNA from Salvia miltiorrhiza (redroot sage), 1648 nucleotides. Its product is annotated as E3 ubiquitin-protein ligase APD2. Lineage: Eukaryota; Viridiplantae; Streptophyta; Magnoliopsida; Lamiales; Lamiaceae. The transcript is spliced from 10 exons. The record is from RefSeq and is a predicted model, not a curated record. Bases 155 to 1438 code for a protein of 427 amino acids.